Drosophila elegans is the source of this 699-nucleotide messenger RNA. RefSeq names its product calmodulin-A-like. Gene Ontology annotation, molecular function: calcium ion binding. The coding region runs from base 90 to 584 and encodes 164 amino acids. The record is from RefSeq and is a predicted model, not a curated record. Lineage: Eukaryota; Metazoa; Arthropoda; Insecta; Diptera; Drosophilidae. The transcript has 2 exons.
AUGUUUGCUGGCCCAUUUCAAUCAGUGUUAUGCUGAUGCCCAAACUAUAAAAAGGCAGAAGGAUCAUCCUUAAAGUCUUUUUCACAAUCAUGGAUCAACUAACUGAUGAUCAGGUAGACAUUUUCUGCUCAAUGGAUGAGCAAAGGUUGGCGGAAUAUAAGCUCAGCUUUAAGCAGCUCAAUAGAAACGAGCGUGGCCUGAUAACCAUAAGGGAACUUGGCACCAUGAUCCGAUCUCUCGGUGAGAAUCCCUCGGAAAAGGAACUCGAGGAAAUUUUCAAAGCCUCCGAUUUGGACGGUAAUGGCGAGAUCGACUUCAAGGAGUUUUGUCUUGUAAUGGCGCGUUUUGAAAACGAGGAGGAGCGCGAGAUGUGCGAGGUAUUCAAGAUGUUCGAUAGAGACGGCGACGGUUUCAUCACCCAAAACGAUCUGCUCCAGUUGCUAGAAAACACGAAAUUCAAGAGCGAUAAAAAGGUCGUUAGGCAAAUGCUCAGGACCGGUGAUUCGACUGGAGAUGGGCGUAUAAGUUUCACUGAGUUCCUAACCAUGAUCAAGAAGACUUUUGCCUACCCACCUAAACUUUGAUCGUUACUUUAAAACAUAUCUUUGAUAAACUGUCUAUUGAUAGUGCACCUGAUUUUAUUGGAGAACGAAAUUAUACAAAAUAGAUAUAUAUAAUAAAAAUGAAUAUUGAGUUUAA